GACCACUAAAGGCCUGUUCACACGAUCCAAUGUCGGACUAUCCACACACUGUAUACAGAUCAGUGACUGGAAAAGACGUGAAAUCCAAGAUGGCCGACGGUUCACAACAACAACAACAAGGAGAAAGCGGUUGGAUUCCUGCUACAAAAAGACCGGACGGUACUUGGAGGAAAGCUAGAAGAGUAAAAGAAGGUUACAUCCCUCCGGAUGAAGUAGAGAAAUACGAAAGCAAGGGUACAAAGUGGACGAAAAACCAAUGCAACGUUCCGCCAGGAGCGAGCGUGGACAGUGCGAUUCCGCCACAGAAAUUGAGUAAAAAUCAAAAGAAAAAUGAACGGAAAAAAGCGAAAAGGAAAGAGAAGCAAGAAAGUGAGAGGAAUUCUAGUGCAGUUGAAGAAGUUACCACUGAACUGUCUAUUGCAUCGAUCACAGAAACUAAUGCAGAUUUGGAGAGUGAAGCAGCAGCAAAGAAAGCUAAGAACUUAAAAAAGAAACUUCGCCAAAUUGAUGAGCUUCAAGCAAAAGUCAACAGUGGGGAAAUGAAAGAUAUAACUGCUGAACAAAAUGAAAAAUUAGCAAGAAAGGAAGCGCUUGAACAAGAGCUUGAGGAAUUAGAAGAAAAAAUGAUAUAGGAUCUACAUUUUAAACAGAAUUUUUCAAUCUACUAUAAAUCCAUAUUGCUUAUUGCUUUCAAAUCCAUUCAAACCUGCCAUUUUGUCCAAAGAUUUUCUUUUAUUGUAUUUUCCAAAGAUCUACUUUGCUCAAGUUUUUGCUACCAAGAGAGAGAGAGAAAAAUGAGAUAAUUAAUCCUUUAAGCUACCUUAAAGCAGGCUUAAAGUGAUCUGAUGUUGUACAGAAAUCAUGUUGGUAUAGUUAGGCAUGUUCAAAGACCAUGCAGAGAUUGUACAUGUUUAUUAAUGUGAGCUAGCUUUAAGUGAUCUGAUCUUGUACAAAACUCAUAUGAGUAGACCUCUCACAAAUCUCACCUGUGUUCCCUCUCAGUUGACAGAGUUAAGCAUGGUUAUA
Molecule: messenger RNA, 1026 nt
Organism: Dendronephthya gigantea
Lineage: Eukaryota; Metazoa; Cnidaria; Anthozoa; Malacalcyonacea; Nephtheidae
Product: partner of Y14 and mago-like
Exons: 2
Coding region: 30-632 (200 amino acids)
Biological process (GO): exon-exon junction complex disassembly
Cellular component (GO): exon-exon junction complex; cytoplasm
Molecular function (GO): RNA binding
Source: RefSeq, a predicted model, not a curated record